AGGGAACACCGCAGGGUCUAGCCGGCUGUGAGUGCCUUGAAGAGGAAGCAGCAGGCACAGCUAAGGAGGCACCCGGCUCAAGGACUGACUGUUGAGGAGUAUGGCUGCCCGGCCCAAAGCUCACAUCCAUGUCAAGAAUUUGGCCGUGGAAGCAGGAGUUCUCACUGGGAAGGAGAACAACAUGUUGCAGCCUGAGGUCCACAUCCACACAAACCCCAAGGAGGAGAGCUCCCAAGGGGCUCUGCUGCUCGACAAGCCCCCAGAGCCGUUGUCUCUGCCCUGUGCUCCUGUGACCUUGGAGCAGGAACUGAUGGUUUCUCUUUCUGGGGAGCCCCACGGGCCCCCUGCCCUGCCCAGCACAUGCUCAACUCUGAUCCUCCAGCCCUGUGCCACCCUUGACUCUCUUCUACUGCAGCCACAGGUCCCCAAAGCCUCAGACCAGUCUGGGGUUUCUGCCUCCUCAGAGUGGCAGCGGAAGCUGGAGGCUGCUGAGGCUCUGCUGACUCUGAGGGACUCUUCUCAGGCCCCUUGUGACACUAUCUCCCUGCAUCAGCCCUGUGGUCCACCAGCUCCUGCUGGAGAUAAAGAACUCCAGCCUUCCAGCCCCUCUCUGCGCCCCAGGCCAGCCAGCUCCGUCUCGCUGCCUAUUGGACAUCUGGGGUGCAUCUCCCUCUUGAGCUAGGAACCCAGAGGAGGAGGCCUCAAUAUAGCACUGCCUAUUUGGUAUCCUGUUUCUGAAUGUGCAAAAUGGUUAAUGUCCAAAAUGCUUAACAUCUUUUUUUUUAAGCCUUCAGGUGUUUUAUAAGCUUUCAGACCCUUUUUAUUAUAUAGGGAAAUUCCUUGGCUGAGGGUGGAUAUUCUUGUAUCUCUAUCCCUUACUCCUUUGGAUGCUGGGGCCUUUUAAUGUCUCCUGUAAUAGGAGGAUUGUGCAAUCUAAGUUGAACAGUCUCUAAGGGGGGGAGAGGUUCUGUGUGAGUUCAUAUGCCAGAGUUUUUAUUUGUCUUGUGAUUGUAGACAUACCUGUGCACCCACGUUCGUAUCCAUGUAUGUGGAAACAUAAGAAUGUUUUCACUUUGUCUCUAGGUUUGUGCGUGUGAACAAAAAAUAAAUCCUUCUUGUUGUAAGGCA
Molecule: messenger RNA, 1128 nt
Organism: Otolemur garnettii (small-eared galago)
Lineage: Eukaryota; Metazoa; Chordata; Mammalia; Primates; Galagidae
Product: doublesex- and mab-3-related transcription factor C1-like
Exons: 6
Coding region: 101-682 (193 amino acids)
Biological process (GO): regulation of DNA-templated transcription
Cellular component (GO): nucleus
Source: RefSeq, a predicted model, not a curated record